This is a messenger RNA of Pomacea canaliculata, 2917 nucleotides long. RefSeq names its product gelsolin-like protein 2. Bases 218 to 1324 code for a protein of 368 amino acids. NCBI's taxonomy places the organism in Eukaryota, Metazoa, Mollusca, Gastropoda, Architaenioglossa, Ampullariidae. The record is from RefSeq and is a predicted model, not a curated record. Gene Ontology annotation, molecular function: actin filament binding. The transcript is spliced from 14 exons.
GCAAUCACCGAAACUAAGGAAGCUGUGAGUCGACUGGGGAUUUCGCAACCUCAGUGAGCACAACACCCGGCCACCUGAGGGAAGCUAAUCGACUGUCACGUGAUUCUACCCUAUCCCGUCACACCGACACUAGCACACCACGAACUCACAUCUCUCCCGACUCGGGUACCUACCUCAGACUGUUUUAUACUAAAUACAAGGUAAUUGCCAUCUAAAAAUGACAGGACUAAUCAAACCAAAAAAAUAUGAAUGGAAAGAUUCAAAUCUUGCUCUGUUUGGAUCAGAGCUGGAGCGAAACAUUAAAAAGGCAUCUGCAUCUACUGAAGAGGCUUGGAAAGGAGCUGGUCGCAAACCAGGACUUCAGAUUUGGCGAAUUGUGAAAUUUAAAGUGACAAGCUGGCCAAAGGAAGAGUAUGGAAAAUUCUACUCUGGAGAUUCGUAUAUUGUUAUGAACACCUACAAGGAGCCAGGAGGGGAAGAGUUACAGCAUGAUAUUCACUUCUGGAUUGGACAAGAAAGCACACAGGAUGAGUAUGGUACAGCUGCUUACAAGACUGUGGAACUAGACACAUACCUAAAUGAUGUGCCUAUUCAACAUCGCGAGGUCCAGGGAUUUGAGUCUGAUCUAUUCAGAUCUUACUUCAAGACCAUCACCAUCAUGAGUGGUGGAGCAGAAAGUGGUUUCCGCCACGUUAAACCAGAAGAGUACAAACCUAGACUGCUUCACUUUUGUGGGACUCGUAAAAACAUUGAAGUGAAGGAAGUGCCGUUGUGUAAAAGGCGUCUAAAAUCAGAUGAUGUCUUCAUCCUUGACCUUGGCAACACACUUUACCAGUGGAAUGGCAAUGGAAGUAACAAAGAUGAACGCUUCAAAGCCAUGCAGUAUGUACAAGCACUGGACUCUGAAAGAAGUGGCCGCCCCAGAACAGAGGUUUUGGAAGAAUCUUCUACUGAACCUUCUCAUGAGUUCUACAAGGCCUUGACUAAUGAAGAUGAUGAUGAUGAUGACAGUGCUUUUGUGGCUAAGGACAAGGAGACAGAACUUUAUAGAUUGUCAGAUGCCAGUGGUCAAAUGACCUUCCGCAAAGAGAAGAGAGGAUCUGUGGAUAAGAAUGACCUCGACACAAAGGAUGUGUUCAUCAUUGACGCAAAGAAAAGCUGUUAUGUGUGGAUUGGUCGUGGCACAUCUGAAGGAGAAAAGAAGAAUGCCAUGCAGUAUGCUCAUUGUUACCUCCAGAAGACUGAUCAUCCUCUCGUGCCUGUUUCUUGCUAUGCUGAAGGACGUGAACCACAUGUCUUCUUCCAGGCCAUAGCUGUCUGCUGAAGAGCAGGGCAUCAUGCAUGUAUGGUUGCCUUUUUUAUAUUGAAUGUCAGCAAACUAACCCUAAAGUAGAUGUUUUUUUUAUUUGGUGUAUAUUCUCUUUAUUUCUUCCAUGACAACAAGGCAGUUGUUUUUUAUUUCAGAGGAACAAAUAUCUUUUUUGAGUGAUUAUCAAAAUGAAUAUUAUUUUUACAAGCAGAGACACAUGCAUGUACAUGUAUUUACAGAUAUUGAUAUGUAUUUCUGACCAUGCAAGUUUGUAGUUGUUCUUAAGUAUAAAAUGACCAUUACAUAGCAAAAUAUUAGAAAUUUUUUAAUCAGCAAUUAACUCUAAUUUUAUGACUACAAGUGAACAUGUAUGAAAUCUGGUAAAUGAAGAAGGAAAGUGGCUUUUAGAUCAUGAGCUCCUGUGAGAAGAUAAACUACCUAACUUGUGUAAUAUUUUGACAUUAUCUGCAAAAUGACUGCUAAACAGAUUGAUUACCGCUUGUAUUUUGACUAGUGUCUCUCAGCUCUUCUGUUAAAGAAAAACCAUGACUUGCUCCCACCAUGUCAGUUGAAUAAGCUUUUAUCAACAUUCCAAAUUAUUAGAAUGAAUAAUUGUUUUAAUAGAAUAAGAAUAUAGCUUUAUAAUGGUGCAUAAAACAUCAUUAACAUAAGAUUUUUGAAGGUGUCUGUUUUAUACAAUAUUUUGCAUGUGAAUAGGUGUACUGUUACAACCGCUGGCAUACCUGCUUUGAUUUGUGGCAAAUGAAAGUCUUUAGUUAGCCUUGAACAAAAAUUGUGUCAACACUAAACAGCUUGGUCAGUGCUGAUUCUUACUGGUUACAAAAACAGAACUGAUCACCUGCAAUAAGAAAGGUUAAAGAAUUCCUGUUUUGAUAAGGUGUUGCUUAUAGCUUAAUUUCUAACCUUGUAGUAAGCACUGUCUCAGUGAAUGUGAAUGGGUACUGUUGUUUGAUGAUUUCUAUGCACCAUUGUAUCCAUGCAGCACUAUCCAUGUUUUGACAUUUUGUUUUUACGCGAAGCAUUAUCCAUGGGAAAGUGUUACAUUUAAUCACACCUAUUUUUAUCCCUAGUCUUAUUGUACUCAUUUUAUGCUUUCAGUGUGGUUUUAUUUGCUUUUUUUAAAGUUCUUGGCUUUAUUGUGCAGCUGUUAUAAUGCUGAAAAAUGACCAAUUGAACAAAAAUGGUAUAUAUGUGUUCAAUGAAAUAUAAAGCAUUUUUAGGGGUUUAUGUUUCAUGCGAUUUUAAACUUUAUUUUGUACUUUUUGAUUCUAAGACAGUUUUACUGAAGAUAAUCUGAAUACAAGAGUAGCUUGUACAUAGUUGCCCAUAGUGAUGUCUAAGGCUCUCCAAGUUUUACAAAAUGGUUGACGGACAGUUCUUGUUGUUCCUAAUCGCCCCAGUGGAGCAUAGAGCCACAAGCUACAACUUGAUGGACCGGUACUUGGAUAUCUUUCAAUCUUUACAGCUUUAUCAAACCAUUGAAAAACCACAGAGCCUCUGUGGAUGAGCAAAGAAUAAUAAAACGCAUAGUUUAGUCACUUCUGCAUUGGCAACUGAAAUAAAAUGCAAACUGUUUUUAAAACUGUG